This is a messenger RNA of Physella acuta, 441 nucleotides long. RefSeq lists its product as uncharacterized. NCBI's taxonomy places the organism in Eukaryota, Metazoa, Mollusca, Gastropoda, Physidae. The record is from RefSeq and is a predicted model, not a curated record. Gene Ontology annotation, molecular function: metallopeptidase activity.
AUGGCUGGUUUCUUAUCCAAUGUAUAUGGAGAUAGUGGUGUUAACGAAAUCAGUUUCACCAACUUUGGCUCUAUCUGUGACAGUCUGACCGCCUUGACCAUCGCAGAGUUCCAGGGAACUUACCGUGACGUCACGUCUCUGGCGCACGCUCUUGGGUUUGCACUAGGCGCCAGUAACGACGACGCCAACUCCACCUACAUCAUGUCGCCCUACAGCUACCCCUCACUGACCAACCGUUGGAGCUACUCCAGCACUACCGCUGCCUACAUCAUCCUGUUCAUUAAUCAGCUCAGCCCCAACUGCCUGCUAACCACCGACAGCCAGUCCACCAGACUGAACGUCUCCUACGGUACCUACACAGGUGAUGAGCUUAUCCCUGACAUUGUCUGCCAGAGGGCACUGGGCACCACUCAGACGUCAUUCUGCCGGAUAUUAUUGUGA